Molecule: messenger RNA, 5409 nt
Organism: Hypanus sabinus (Atlantic stingray)
Lineage: Eukaryota; Metazoa; Chordata; Chondrichthyes; Myliobatiformes; Dasyatidae
Gene: vps72b
Product: vacuolar protein sorting 72 homolog b
Exons: 6
Coding region: 15-1214 (399 amino acids)
Biological process (GO): regulation of DNA-templated transcription; chromatin remodeling
Cellular component (GO): nucleus
Molecular function (GO): ATP-dependent H2AZ histone chaperone activity
Source: RefSeq, a predicted model, not a curated record
GCACGUGACGGCGAAUGCCAUCGAUGCUCUCGGCUCUCGAUUCGAUCGGAGUCCGCUCGUCACUCGACGGAUCGCGCCUGGCCGUUGUCAAGGAGGGUCGAACGCAUCGAGCGGGGAGGAUGAGCCUGGCGGAGAACAGGCCGUCGCGCAAAAAUGCCGGCAACCGCAUGUCGCGGCUGCUGGAGGCAGAGGAAGAGGACGACUUCUACAAGACGACUUACGGCGGCUUCCACGAGGAGUCCGGAGAUGACGAGUACAAUACGGACCAGUCAGAGAGCGAGGACGAGGUGGACUCGGACUUCGACAUUGAUGAGGGCGAUGAGCCAGCCAGCGACCAGGAGGAUGACGAGCCGCGCAGGAAACGCCGUGUCAUCACCAAAGUCUACAAGGAGCCAGUGAAGUCGAGUCGGCCAAAAGCCAAGCCCAGGAAGUCCUCGGGCACCCCUGGCACGUCAGAGAAAGCAUAUCCUGAGAAGGGGGAUGCCACCGAUCUCCCAGACGAAUUUGGAGAACGUGGUCGUAAGUCAGUGCGGCAGUCGACCACAGAGCACACCCGGCUGACGUACCUGCGGGUGCAGGAGCGCCAGGUGCAGCCCCGCCGCCUUCGCAAGGCGCCGCACGCAGAGACCCACCAGCUCAGCCAGGAGGAGCUGCUGGCGGAGGCCAAGCUCACCGAAGAGAUCAACCUGCGCUCCCUGGAGAACUACGAGCGGCUGGAGGCGGACAAGAAGAAGCAGGUGCUGAAGAAGCGGAGGUGCGUGGGACCCACGAUCCGUUUCCAUUCCGUCACCAUGCCGCUGGUCACUGAGAUCAACGUAAAGGAGGAAAACGUGGAUGUAGAAGGGCUGGACCAUGACCCACAGCCGACAUCGGAGCAAUCCCAGACACCGGUGCUGGCCCCCGUGGGGAGGUGCCUGCGCAACUUCAUCACGUUCAGCGAUGACGCCACCUUUGAACGAGCCUUCCCCAAGGCCAAGCUGCCUCGGGUUCCGGCCCGCGAGCUCUGCCCCGUCACCCAUAAGCCAGCCCUCUACCGUGACCCCAUCACCGACAUCCCGUACGCCAACACCCGGGCUUUCAAGAUCAUUCGCGAAGCCUACAAGAAGUACAUCACGGCGCAUGGGCUGCCCAGCUCGCAGGGUAGCUCACAGCCCGAGCAGGCUGGCCGCAACCGCCAGAGGAUCAUCAUCAAACAGGCGGCACCCCCAACCUGAAGGGAGAGGGGAGUGUUGGGGUGGGGGCUGUAUGGGAGGGGAGUACUUUCUGGCCCCCUCCCACUCUCCCUCUGAUCCGAAGAAAGAUGUAUCAUCACUUCCUGGGACGGUGUAGGGGGAAGCUUCACUCUUCAUCUGAACACGUGAGUGUGUGAUGAGACUGGAUGGAGGGAGCUUCAGUCUGUGCCUGAAGUCCUGGGAGUGUGUAAUAGGACUUGUAGAGGUCCCAGAACUCUAGGCUCCCAACUACUCUAUGACUGACCCCAAGAGUACGAGAUGGGACAGUGUAGAGGGAGCUUCACUCUGUCUGGUUGAGUUUGUCACAUCCACCUGCCAGGGGCAGUGUGUGGCAGAAAUAACAAUCCUUUUUAUAUUCACAGCCUACCUUUAUGCCCCUAAAAAUGUCAUUUUUAAAUAAUAAAUCUACAAAAUGAUUACAAGUUGUUCCUCUUUGUAAAAACUUGUAGGUUCUACCGCUGAAGAUAUUUUGGAACUUUCUGAGAUUGCAGUGAAUGAUGGUGGAAACUUUGCAAAAUCCUCCUAGAACAGUGUGAAGGAGAGAGGUUCAAGGUCUAGCCCUGGGACAGAUAUUCCCCUGUUAUUCAAGUCACCUUUCAAAGACCAGGAGCCCUUCUGUUCCUCAGUUUCCUGCUUGGAUCUGGAUGCAGUCUAUAUCUGGAGUAGCAUGGGGCUAUGGCUGCCUUACACCGAGAGCUCUCCCAGUUUACAGUCUCCCAUUUCCCAGAGGAACCCUCCCCCCCAUUGUAACUGCCCAUGGGUUUGUGAAUGGUCGAGGCUUCCAUUUUUCUUAACCUUUUUGUCCAUUCCAUUCCAUGCAGGACAGAAACAGAACCCACAGGGUCCACGCUGUCUGAGCUGAUUUCAAUUUAAUCUCCCCACCGUUCCACCCCUCACCCACACACGACAGGGGGUUGCACACAGCAGCCUAUUAACCCACCAACUCUGGAUGUCAUUAUGUUCUGGCAGGGAAAGUAAACUCAGUUUUAAAUUCUAGGCACGUGUGUGCGCUCAUUUGUACACACACAGACAUACGUAGCAGCAGAGAUCAGGAUCGAACCUGGAACCUUAAAGCUGUGAGGCAGCGACUCCACCUGCCGCGCCAACUUGGGGUACGGGUGGCAGUGGAGGAGUAAAUUAUUGGGUUACAAAUCAGACUGGAUUCAGAAGGGUAAAACUGUAAUUGCCUCACACUUGUCCACCAACCUUGGAUUACUGAAUGAAUGUUUUUUUAAAGAGCACCACCAUCAUCCCCAAGUUAGUGUAACAAAAUCUCAACUUGUAAAAGAACACUACCUUUGAACGCUGUACCUCGGGUAUCACUCCAAGAAAUCUAGUUGUGCAUCUAUAAGAUUGAGAUAUGUGUUUUGUUUGUUUGGAUUCAGAAUUGGUUUGCCCAUAGAUGACAGAGGCAGUAGUGGAGGGGUGUCCGCUGACCAGAGCUGAGCCACAGGGAUCAGUGUUGGGACCUCUGAUGUUUUUUGAAAUCUUUAAAUGACGUGGAGUUAGAUGUAGAUGAUGAGUUAGUAACUUAGCAGGUGACACAAAGGUUAGUGGUGGUGUGGACAGUGAAGGUUGUCAAAGGAUACGGCAGGAUAUAGAUUGAUUAUUGACAUGAAAGAUGGAGUUUAAUCCACACAAGUGUGAGGUAUUGCACUUUGGCAGGACAUUUAACACCAUGGGUGUACAGAGGAACAUUAGGGUUCAAGGCCAGGUCUGGAAGGCAAGGCCUAUUGGCUGAAGCCAAAUCUGUGAAUCUCUGCCCGUCUGCUGGGGAGAUCAAGGCCUGGUGUCUUCAGGCCCAAGUCUGUGUCUGCUGGAGGGCUGUCCUGGGCUUAAAGGGCUGUGGACGUGCUUGGGAGGGAGCGAGGAACAGGACUUGUUUUUGUUGUUGGUUGCUUGCCGAUGUACAGGCGGAAGCUAAAACAAGAGGCGGCCAUAGUUAAAACUGUCCACUUUGGGUCCGACCAGUUGGCCUCCAUGCUGCGACACUGCUUUGAUGACGUCAACCGGAAUGUCUUCCAUGAUGAGGAUGUCUCCAAGUUCACUUGCUUCAUCCGGAAGUGCAUCGACGAUGUUCCCCAGAAGUCAGUCAGGAUCUUCCGAACCCGAAACCCUGGAUCGAUAGUUCCGUGCGAGCAGCACUUACAGCGCGACAUCGAGUUUACAUCGCUGACGAUCAACUAGAGCUGAAGAAAAGCAGCUAUGUUCUGCACAAAGCUAUCAAGACUGAAAAACAACAAUAUAGGGAGAAGACUGAGUCAAGAUUCACAACGAAUAGCACAUGUGACUUGUGGCGAGGGCAUACCAUCGCAGACUUUGAAGCCAAGCGUCGUGCUGCUGCCAAGUACAAGAGGACAUGGCUUUAAAGUAAGGGGAGGGAAGUUCAAGGGGGAUAUUGGAAGGGUUUUCACUCAGAGAGUGGUUGGUGCGUGGAAUGCACUGCCUGAGACAGUGGUGGAGGCAGAUACACUAGUGAAGUUUAAGAGACUACUAGACAGGUAUAUGGAGGUUAUAUGGGAGGCAGGGUUUGAGGGUCGGCACAACAUUGUGGGCCGAAGAGCCUGUAAUGUGCUGUACUAUUCUAUGUUCUAUGUUAACAUAGCAGUCUCUUUGCCAGGUGAGCUCAAUCGCUUUUACACUCGAUUCAAUGUCGCUAACUCAGUCUCCGAGGAAAGCCACCACUACAACCUGCAACCUGGUCAUCUCUGAGGCUGGGGUACGCAGAUAUUUCCAAUGCGUGGACAGUCACAAGGCUGUGGGACCAGACGGCAUCCCAGGGCGAGUACUCAGGAUGUGCGCAGCACAACUGGCAGGUGUGUUUACAGACAUUUUUAAUCUCUCCCUCCCCCAGUGUAGAGUGCCCUCCUGCUUCAAAUUAUCCUUCAUUAUCCCUGUACCAAAAAAGAUAAAGGACAGACUGGCAUCCGGUCGCACUCACCUCAAUAAUAAGCAAAUGCUUUGAGAGGCUGGUCAAGGAUUACAUCUACAGCUUGUUACCACCCACACUGGACCCCCUACAAUCCGCCUACCGACACAACCGAUCGACAGAUGACGCAAUAAUCACUGUCCUUACACAUCUGGUGAAAAAGGAUGCUUAUGUGAGAAUGCUGUUGGACUACAGUUCAGCACUCAACACCAUAAUUCCAUUCAGGCUCGACAAGAAGCUCAGAGACCCUGGCCUUCACCCUGCCUUGUGCAGCUGGACCCUGGACUUCCUGUCAGGUCACUAGCAGGUUGCAAGAGCGGGCUCCCUCACCUCCACCCCUCUGAGUUUCAAAGCAGGAGCCCCUCAGGGCUGUGUAUUGAGUCCCCUCCUUUACUCCCUGUACACCCAUGACUGUAUCACCACCCACAGCUCCAAUCUGCUAAUUAAAUUUGCCGAUGACACUACAUUUAUUGGCCUUGUCUCAAAACAAGGUGGCCCACAGGGAGGAAGUCAUCUCUCUGACCUCCACAGUGGUGUCAAGAAAACAACCUCUCCCUCGACAUCGCAAACACAAAGGAGCUGGUUGUGGAUUAGAGGAGGAAUGGAGACAGGCAUCAAUGGAUCUGGGGUUGAGAGAGUAAACAGCUUCAGGUUCCUCAGCAUCCACAUCACCGAGGACCUCACGUGGUCUGUACACACCGGCUGUGUGGGGAAAAAGGCACAACAGCACCUCUUUCACCUCAGACGGUUGAGGGAGUUUGGUAUGGGCCCCCAAAUCCUCGGAACUUUCCACAGGGGAGCAAUUGAGAGCAUCCUGACUGGCUGCAUCACUGCCUGGUAUGGGAACUGUACUUCCCUCAAUCGCAGGACUCUGCAGAGAGUGGUGCGGACAGCCCAGCACAUCUGUAGAUGUGAACUUCUCAUGAUUUAGGACAUUUACAAAGACAGGUGUGUUUUAAAAAAAAGCCUGUAGGAUCAUUGGGGACCUGAGUCACUCCAACCACAAUCUAUUCCAGCUACUACCAUCCGGGAAACAAUACCGCUGCAUUAAAGCCAGGAUCAACAGGUUCCGGGAUAGUUUCUUCCACCAGGCCAUCAGACCGAUGAACUCACACUGAUUUGCAUGUACUCUAUAUUAGAUUGACUGUUCUAUUUAUUAUAAAUUACUAUGAUUGCACGUGGCACAUUUAGAUGGAGACGUAACAUAGUAAUUUUUACUCAUGUAUGUGAAGGAUGUAAGAAAUAAAG